AUGCUAUCACAAAAAUAUAUCAGCAUUUCUUAUCUUUUCAAACUAACUGCAACAUUAUUAGCAACUUCACAUCAUUUACCAUCACAGUUUAAAUUAGUCAAUGAUAUGUUGGAAAGAUAUGAUAAGAAGUCAAAACCUGUAUGGGAUCAUAAUAAACCUAUCAAUGUAACAUUUAGCAUGGAUUUGUAUCAAAUCCUAGAAGUGAAUGGACCACAACAAUAUGUUUUGAUUAAUGCUUGGAUAAUUGAGCGAUGGUAUGAUGAAUUUUUAUAUUGGCGUCCGGAAGAUUAUGAUAAUAUUACGGAAAUUCAUUUACCGUAUAGUUCAGUAUGGUUACCCGAUACAACACUUUAUAAUUCGUUAGUGAUGAAAGAUGAUGAUACGAGGCGAUUGUUGAAUGUAAAACUUACAACCGAUGAAAAUAUUAGUGCUGCACAUAUCGAACUUCUCUAUCCAACUAUCUACAAAUUCUCAUGUCUAUUAAAUCUUCGUUUUUUUCCAUUCGAUAUUCAGAUUUGUUCAAUGAUAUUUUCAAGUUGGACAUUUGAUCAAACAGGUAUUGAUUAUUUUGCAUAUUCGGAUAUUGUUGGAACAACAAAUUACAUCGAAAACGAAGGCUGGCAUAUUCUCAAAACAUCAGUAAAAAAGAAAGAAAUAAAGUAUGAUUGUUGUCCAAAUAAAUACUCUCUUCUCGCAAUAACAUUAUAUUUACGAAGAAAACCAUUAUUUUAUAUUAUAAAUUUAAUAAUUCCGACAAGUAUCACAACGUUGAUCUCGAUUGUCGGAUUUUUCACAACAUCGACAGCAAGUGGCAUGCGCGAGGAAAAAGUAUCGCUUGGUAUCACAACAUUACUAUCAAUGUCCAUUCUAAUGCUAAUGAUAUCUGAUCAAAUGCCGACCACAUCCACAUUUAUACCUCUUAUUGGCUGGUUCAUUUUGGCUAUGAUAACAAUAAUUACUUUCGCAACUUUAGCAUCCUCUCUUAUCAUUGCUAUUCAAAAAGGUGGUCAUCAAAAGAGUCGUCUUACUCCACGUAUUGUUUGCUUGAUGAAGUUGAUCGCAUAUAUUAUACUUGAAGAUAUACCAAAACAUUUGUUAGAGACGCCGGAGAAGGAGUUGAAGACAACAGCUUUACGAAAUGAAAAAAGCCAAGAAAUUCUGAAGGCAAAAGAGCCAAAUGGACGAUGGAAAAAACAAUGGACCUAUUUACAAAAAAGGCAAAAAACACAAAUAGUUGAACCACAUUUAUGUGAACUACCGGAAUUAUCUUACACCAAUACCAAUUUACUCUCACCGAAAAGCGGCCAAUCUGAUCAAGGAAUUGAUAUCUCAGAUAUUCCGGAUAUUACUCCGACUACAGUAAUUUCUUCUAUAUCUUCCAUUCCCCAGUAUGUUUUAUCAGAAGGCCGUAAUAUUGCUUCAAAGAUGAACGGAAAUGAUGGCGAUUCAAUUCUUACUGUUUUGGAAAAACCUAACUUUGAGUUAGCGCAACAAAGGUUGCCGCAAAAUGUUUCAAAUGAGGUCAGUGCUCGACAGAAUCGUCGACUAGCACGGGAUGAAUAUGAUUGGAUGGCAAAAGUAUUGGAACGAUUCUUUUUCAUCUUGUUUAUCAGCAUUUUUGUAUUUGUCACAAUUGGUAUUAAUUCCCUUGGUUUUUACUAUUGGUCUUCUAUCGAUUACAUAUUGUACGAUAAUACUAUUGAAGAUUUUUCUGAAAAUCUAAACAAUGAAGAUUAUCAGGACUGA
Molecule: messenger RNA, 1746 nt
Organism: Cercopithifilaria johnstoni
Lineage: Eukaryota; Metazoa; Nematoda; Chromadorea; Rhabditida; Onchocercidae
Source: the annotation of a GenBank genome assembly